GGAUGUUGUCGUAGUACCAGCACACUUGAUACGUGUGUUAUCACGCUGAGCUAGAACCUCAUUCGAUUGACUUCACGUUUGGUUUCAGUUUUUUUAUAUUAUUCUGAGCUUCCCAUCUAUAGACAGCUUAAUUUAAAGGUUUAUUAUUUAAUGUUCCCCCAUUUUCAUGAGCGUCCCGUUAGCUUAAUGGCAGAGGAAAACUCACCAAAGACACGUGGAGGAGUCUUCUUAGAGCUGAGGAAAAUACUUCAAAGUGGACUUCUCAUUGUCGGGAAAGAUGUGGCCAGAGGUCCUGCAGAUGUGGUAGUGACAGCCGGAGAGUCCUCGCUCCUCGUCCAGACUCCCAGAGGAGACGUAAGCCUGACUUUACCAGCAGGAGUCUCCUUUGAGCCGGGCUCCUGCAUCCACACACCUGGAGGAGAACACGGUGGGGAGGAGCUGCACUUCAGGCUGCGUAUUGCUGUUGGGAGGAGAAGCUCUGAUGAAGAGGCCCCUGACAGUGUGAUGGAGAAUCUUCGAUUAAAAGAGACCUACUGCUUCUGCUGCCAGGGCUGCAUGACCAGGCUGCUGGAGGACAGAGUAUUUAAGCGAGUUCUUCCUCUCCCUAAUGGAAACUGGAAUGCCAUUGUGGACGACUGGUGUUGCCAUCCCGACCCGUUUGCCAAUAGGAAGCUGCUCCCCCGAGCGGAGGACUGUUUACUGGGUGACACCUUUGUCCUCUUAGCUCGUGACAGCAGCUGUGACCAGACUCUGACUGAGGAAGAGAGUCCCGCUGGAGCAAUGGACAGUCAAGACACAAAGAAGCCAUGUCGCCGUUUGACAAGGAUCUCCUGCUCCAGCUGUUCAUCAGAGCUUGGAGAGGCUAUUGCACCUGCAACACUGAAACUAUACAUCACACAGGUGGUGGUGGAGCCAGUCGUGGGAGAUCGACAGCCUGAAGCUUCACAGAACAGGUCUACCUUCUUGGAAAGGACUGUAGCAACCAGACUCCUGGAGCUGUCCAACUCUCUCUGCUCCUUCCACUUCUCAGUUCAGACGCCCGACGGGAGAGCCUUCUUAUUGGUCUGGCUGCUGAACACCGACUCCAUCGUAGCUUCAGUCCCAGGGGAGCGUGUCGGGGAUGAGAGGUCCAUCAGCCCCCCUGCUCUGCACAGUCCGUCACUCAGGGCCAGCAGAGCCCUGAAACUCCUCUACAUCAGCUGCUCUAAUGCUAGCACCCAGCAGAGAGAGAUUGCUGCUUGUUGGGAGGUCAAUGCUAUAGGACACCCAGUGGUCCUCCCGCUAAAAGUGUGUGAGGAACUGCUGCAAGUGAUGGAUGACAGCAACUCCACCCUUCCUGCCUCGAUGCGCUGCAUGAGGUCCUACGAGGUGGCGUACCUGAGACUGUGAGGUCUGAACACAGGACCUGGAGCAGCUGAAAUGUGUUAAAGCAGCGGUUCAUUUCAGUAGCAGGAAGAUGUGUUCUGCAAAAGGAAAUGAAAGUAUCUGGUUAAGUUGGUGAAACUUUGGAUAUUUGCAACUAGGAGCUGCCAGGCUGCAGAAUAUUUAAACUGUUGGAACAAGUUUCAAAUCAAAUCAAAGAUACUUUAUUAAAAUUUCUUUGUAGUAUAUUUUUUAUCCCUGUUGGGAUAAAUGUGUAAUAAAUUGUACAUUCUUCCAGCUUUUUUAAGUUUUUGUAACCAAAAUGUAAUAAAAUGUUCUGCUUGUCAGAAUUAGAAGGACACCAUUCUUGUGUGCAGGUACAAUGAAGUAGUUAUUUACAUUUAGCUGGAUUCAAUGACCUGCUUUGCAUCCAGUAUGGCAGUUAGGUUUCUUCUGGUGCACAUUCGUUCUACACGGGCAUGUUGGCACCAUGGUGGGGCUCAUUUUAAUGUAAUUUUUAUGCAUUCAAAUACUAACAUGUUUCCUUACAAAGGUAAGAAGAGAACGUGUGAAAGCUCAGAAGUGAAAGGAAAUGGUUAAAUGCUUUUGCUAUUUCUACUUUUCAUGCACAAGACAGCCAUUUUUCUGAGGCAAAAUUCCACUUUCAGCGGCCGCUCCCAUUGAUCGUUCCUUCUUUAAACUUGGAGACUUUUGAAUGGAAUACACCAUCAGGUCUUGAUAUGUCACUAAAAUGUGUUCUGAGCUGUGCUGUGCUGCACAGCCUGGCUGAGUUGCACGGUUGUUGACCUUGUUUCUGCAAGAAUUAUGUCUUGCUUUCAUUGUAAAUACUUUUAUGAUGCAUAGAUCAGUAAAUCUAGAUGAGUUAACUCAUUUACCAGCACAACAAACCUUGGAGUCCAGUCAGCUGAGUAAAGUAAAUGGUGCGUUAUGGCUCUUCUUCAUGCUCUGUGAACACAGCAUCUAGUUUAAACAGGCUAUCUUUUAAAAGUGUUGCAUCAGCCUGCGUGUCUAUUUUUGCAGGCCUUUGGUAGGAAUGAGGUGAAAAUGUCUUGCAUGGAUCUGCUGAAUGCUGAUGCAGCAAGUGACAAUUACUUUUAAAAACACAGAGGUAUUGCACCCAGAGAGGCAGCAAAGCAGAGAGUGAAUUGGCUCAUUAAAUACAUCUAACACCGAACCGUUGGGCUCCUCAUUUCCUCUCGGCCCUCUCUCCACAAGUGCAAAUGAAGUAGGCUCUAAAUAACCCAUUUGUUUCAAGCCUGCUGAGCAGGAGUGACACCACAUUACUGGCUGCUGCUGCUGCUGUUUUGAACACUGACAGUCACCCUGAGGGCUUUAGGAGCUGCAGGCUCGCUUUGUCUCUUUUAGCUUUUGUGAUAGACACUAGGAAGUGUCAAAUUAAAAGUUUUUGGCCAGUAUACCAUCUGCUGACACUGUGGGGCUCAUUAGCCUUUUCAUAGAGUACUCACAUGAAAAAUAUCAGCUCGAGUAAAGGUCUACUACACAUUCUGUCUGAGUAAUUACUUGUGCAUGGUUAGAGGACCAUUUCAACUUCUCUUUCAUUUAUACUUGCAGCUAAUGUGCAAAGGCAGCACAAUUGUAAUAAACACUAGCUUUGUAUUUUUCCAGA
This is a messenger RNA of Nothobranchius furzeri (turquoise killifish), 3010 nucleotides long. RefSeq names its product ubiquitin protein ligase E3D (gene ube3d). Gene Ontology annotation, cellular component: nucleus; ubiquitin ligase complex; cytosol. The record is from RefSeq and is a predicted model, not a curated record. Gene Ontology annotation, biological process: protein polyubiquitination; protein autoubiquitination; protein monoubiquitination. Gene Ontology annotation, molecular function: ubiquitin protein ligase activity; ubiquitin conjugating enzyme binding; cyclin binding. NCBI's taxonomy places the organism in Eukaryota, Metazoa, Chordata, Actinopteri, Cyprinodontiformes, Nothobranchiidae.